Molecule: messenger RNA, 882 nt
Organism: Megalops cyprinoides (Indo-Pacific tarpon)
Lineage: Eukaryota; Metazoa; Chordata; Actinopteri; Elopiformes; Megalopidae
Product: chromobox protein homolog 1
Exons: 6
Coding region: 226-873 (215 amino acids)
Biological process (GO): negative regulation of transcription by RNA polymerase II; chromatin organization
Cellular component (GO): pericentric heterochromatin; nucleus
Molecular function (GO): chromatin binding
Source: RefSeq, a predicted model, not a curated record
GCUAAGGCAUUGGAUGUCUUUUGUCUCGAGAGCAGAGAACGAGAAAUAUAGACGCCGACGUGAAAUCAUACAGAUUUUUCCCCCUGCUGCUAACUGUAAAAAGUCGCAUAUUUAUAACCCAGUAAAAUAAGUUAUAUUUUCGGUUCCUUUCGAAUCGCUUUUUUGUAAAGCUCUGUUGAAGUUGACACGGAACCCGCUGGUUCCACUGAUCCCUCCCAGCCGAGUAUGAGCCAGCCUACAGAACCCCCUAACGGUGCUCCCACUGUUACAGCAGAGGCCCCCCAGGCAGAGGUCAAGCUGGCGGCGACCGCAGGGAAAAAGCAGAACAAGAAGAAGGUGGAGGAGGUGGUGGAGGAAGAGGAGGAGGAGUAUGUGGUGGAGAAGGUGCUGGACCGGAGGGUGGUGAAGGGCAGGGUGGAGUACCUGCUCAAGUGGAAGGGCUUCUCCGAUGAGGACAACACUUGGGAGCCCGAGGACAACCUGGACUGCCCUGACCUGAUCGCAGAGUUCCUGCAGUCCCAGAAGACGGCCCACGAGGUGGACAAGAAAGAGACGGGGGGCAAGAGGAAGACCACCGAGUCAGACACAGAGGGCGUGGGGGAGGAGAGCCGCCCCAAGAAGAGGAAAGAUGAGCCAGAGAAACCCAGGGGUUUCGCUCGAGGGCUGGACCCAGAACGCAUCAUCGGAGCCACAGACUCCAGCGGAGAGCUCAUGUUCCUCAUGAAAUGGAAGAACUCAGAUGAGGCGGACCUGGUGCCGGCCAAAGAGGCCAACGUGAAGUGUCCGCAGGUGGUCAUCUCCUUCUACGAGGAGAGGCUGACGUGGCACUCCUACCCCACCGAGGAAGAGGAGAAGAAGGAGGACAAGAACUAACCAAGAGAC